Molecule: messenger RNA, 3006 nt
Organism: Bicyclus anynana (squinting bush brown)
Lineage: Eukaryota; Metazoa; Arthropoda; Insecta; Lepidoptera; Nymphalidae
Product: titin-like
Exons: 2
Coding region: 120-2621 (833 amino acids)
Source: RefSeq, a predicted model, not a curated record
AUAUUGGCAAUGGCAGAGAAAGUUAUCCACCCAUUGCGGUAAUAUAAAAACGAUUAGCGCUUCCUAGCUCGUAUCAUUUUAUACGUACCCAUGCUCGCGAUCGAUACACAUCGCUCACUAUGCAACACUUAUCGGCGGCAUUCCUGAUCACAGCGUUAGCGAUCGCCGUCAAUGGGCGUGUUGUGGGCGCGCACAAUGCCACCAGCGACCAGCUGGCGCUGGAGGCCAGCGCAGCGAUAACCGUCGUCGAGGGGCCCCAGGACAAGCCGCUGCCAGAGCCCCAGGUCUUGCCGCUACCGGAGCCCCAGAACAAGCCGCUACCAGAGCCGCAGGUUAACCCGCUUCCGGAGUUCAAGCCUCUACCAGAGAUACAGCAGGACAAAGCACCGUUGCCCCUAGCUCCGGUUAAAGCGAACCAGACCAACAGCCCAGAGCUGAGACCCCCGAGCAAACCCCCCAUCGUCCCUCCCAAAUACUACCGAGACGUACCAAAGCCGUAUUACAAAAACCAGCAUCCAGCGCACCCCCGCCUCUACACGAAAAACCAGCUGAAGCAGUUAGCAAUCUACAAGCAAAACGCGAGGCUCAUGCAACGCGGUAACCUCUACUACAACCAACCGCCCCGUCAGCAGCUCAUGUUCGCCGCGUCUACCGCCAGACCAACCGUAGCAAAGUACAGCAUACCAGUGCAAACAAUUAACGGCAUACGCACAGAGUUCGUGCGACCGCCCCAUUUUGUUAACAUCACGACGACAACUAGCACUCAGCCGCCGACUACGACGCGGAAGGUUCUUCGAACGAAACGGAUAUGGCCGAAGAGGAUACUCGAAAAGCUGAACACCACCCGCAUUGAGUCUGAAAAUCCUGGCAACGAUAGCGUCACAAAUAAAACACAGGUCGCUUCCUCGAAUCGUCUGCGUAUCAGUUACACGGAUAACUCUGUGUCCUCGACAACUCCACAACCGACUACCAGAGUUUACCGGCGAGUCACCAGGACAUCUAAAUAUAAAUACACAACACCGACUAGUUUCAACGACAUAGAACCGAACGACUGGGUGCCAAUCAUGCCCUCGCAUUACGCUAAUCGAAAAGCCUCCCAAACUCCAAUGAGCAGACGAUCAGAUAUAUACCUCGACAGCCAAUCCCAAGAAUCGAACGCGAGAAACUUAGUAUACCUCCAGUCGUAUGGAGCUGGUGUACCCAGGAAGAACAUGGUUUUUUUUCGUAAAAAGAAAAGACAACCACAUCAAUACGCAAUCCCUCAACAACAACAAUACGCAAUUCCUCAACAUCAUCAAUACGCAAUCCCCGCUGAGAACAGACCCAAAGCGAUCUACAACUUGCCGGCAGCGCGCGUGCCUGCAAAUUAUCUCUCGCCCACUUUGACCUACGACGGCCACCAGCCGGAUGAGAGCAAAGAUAACGUCCUCACGAAAGUCAAGCAUCAUCACCAUCAUCACCACCAUCGGUACGUAAAAACUGUGGAGAAACCUGUCAACGUACCCUAUAAAGUCGAAGUGCCGAAACCGUAUGCGGUAGAAAAGAAAGUUCCGGUGCCGGUGCCAGUGGAAAAAGUCAAAGUUGUGGAUAGGCCCUACCCUGUUACAGUAGAAAAGAGAGUCCCCUACCCCGUCACUGUUAGAGUCCCGCAACCUGUUCCCGUCAAAGUAGUAGAGAAGGAGUACGUCCCCAAACCUUACCCCGUGGUCCAUCACGUCCCCGUCGUGAAACACGUAGAAGUGAAGGUCCCGCAACCCGUCCCCGUGCCUGUUGAGAAAAAGGUACCUUAUCCCGUGCAAGUGCCCGUCACCGUCGAGAAGCAAGUCCCUUACCCGAUCCCGGUCGAGAAACAAGUGCCCUACCCUGUCCCGUACAAAAUUUACGUCCCCCAACCUUACCCCGUCGAAAAGAGAGUUCCCUAUCCAGUCAAAGUGAGAGAACCAGUAGAAGUUAUCAGACACAUAAAAGUACCGGUGCUCCGACCGUACCCCGUAAAAGUCCCCCAACCUAUACCCAUCAGGAUCGAGAAGAGGGUCCCCUAUCCAGUCAGAGUGGAGAAGAGAGUCCCCUUCCCCGUCGAAGUUUUCGUUCCUCAAAAGAUCCACGUAGAGAAAAAGGUGCCGAUUUACAUCCCCAAACCUUAUCCCGUAGAAAAGAAAGUUCCCUAUCCGGUCAAAGUCCCGUACCCUGUAAAAGUGCCCGUAAAAGUACCAGUCGAGGUUCCCGUACAGGUGCCUGUGUAUAUCCACCAUCCUUUUCAGAUCCUAAACCAGCAGGAGGCCGCGGCGGGCAGCGAGAAUCGGUACUACAAUAGCCAGUACGAGGCCGGCGCGUCGGAGAAUUCCUACCACAACGACGGCGUAUCGGAGAGUUCGUAUCACAACGACGGAGUGUCGGAGAGUUCGUAUUACAACGACGGAGUGUCGGAGAGUUCGUAUUACGGAGACGAAGACGCGGAUCGGAUCGGACGCUCUGGUUCUGACAGCGUGACAACUAACCCAUUGCAUUCCGCAGUGACAGUUCACGGGAACACGGGUUACAACGGCGUUAUAUCGCGUUCUGACAGCGAGUCGACUACGUUACAGCCAGUGACCUCGACUACCGCGACUACAAACUUGUAGUACACUGAACACUAGUGACAAAGUGAAUUUGUUUGUGCAAGUAAACUCUGUGUAGAAGUUGAUGGGAGAUGCUGUGAUAUUUGAUGAGUUAUCAUUAGCUAUUUUAGUCCCACCAUGUGGCUGCCGUUCCAUGACAUUGCACCGUAUAUCCACAUACAUUAUUUUGUAGAAUAAUGUCCUCGCACAUGGUUACAUAUACUGGCAUUUAAAUAUUUUUUUAUGAGUCAAAAAUCCUGAGGACUGUUUUUAGCAAAUAGUAUUGUUUUUAGAUACAGUGUUCUGUCAUGGUACGGCAGGUGGCAUCUUUGCAAGUAAUUCCUUUAAAUAUUUAUUAAUUUAUUUACUAUACGUUGUUUACCGCCAAAUACAUAAGUUAUAAUAGAAA